AGGUGAGGUAGGGAUGUGUUUAAUACUGGACAGAAAGAGGGUUAGACAUAGUUAGAGAAUGAGGUGAAUUUGUUUCUUGAAGAAAUAACUGAACACACACAACACACACGCACACGCACACGCACACACACACUUUCAUCAAGAAUGGGGCUUGUUAUCGGGACUUUUUUGACAAACAGCAAAAGGGUGGACUAUCACAAAGAUAGGUUCGAUGAUGAUUUGGAGGUGACAAUGGUGUGUCAUCGUCCAGAGGGUUUGGAUAAGCUGGAAGCUCAGACCAACUUCAGCAAGAGAGAACUGCAAGAACUCUACAGGGGUUUUAAAAAUGAAUGCCCUAGCGGUAUUGUCAGUGAAGACACAUUUAAACAUAUUUACUCGCAGUUCUUUCCUCAGGGGGAUGCAAGCACAUAUGCUCACUACCUGUUUAACGCCUUUGACUCAGGUCAGAGUGGCUCCAUCAAGUUUGAGGACUUUGUUACAGCUCUGUCCAUCUUGUUAAGAGGUUCUACCCGGGAGAAGUUGCAGUGGACUUUUAACUUGUAUGACAUCAACAGAGAUGGCUACAUUAACAAAGAGGAGAUGAUGGACAUUGUGAGGGCUAUCUAUGACAUGAUGGGGAAAUAUACAUACCCUGCACUGAAGAUAGACACACCCAAACAGCAUGUGGAUGCUUUUUUUCAAAAAAUGGACAAAAACAGAGAUGGAGUUGUCACUCUUGAUGAAUUCAUUCUAUCCUGUCAAGAGGAUGACAACAUUAUGAGAUCUUUGCAGCUGUUUGAGAAUGUGAUAUAAAACAAGCACAGGUUUGAAGAAGACUGAUUUUUUUCACUAAAGUUUACAGCUGUUAUGUUCGUCAAGAAGAAGAAUGAGAAAAAGCUACACCAUCUUGUGCCCUUCACCUAACCAUGGAAAUUUGUAGCUUCCUGUAGCUGGAUAUCAGUGCUAAACCACUAUGUGCAUAGCAACACUAUGUACUUAGCAUGGUAAUAUUUAUUUUACAUGUUUUUGGAUUGAUUCAGCAAAACUGAUCCAUGACCUUUUUGUAACCAGCCUUGCACUUGUUCCUCUUUAUAGCCACAUGUACUCAACAUGUUUCCUGCUUGCAAAUUUGUACCAUUUACCAGUUCGUAUGAGAGGUUAAAGUUAUGUUUAGGUGAAAGUUGUAGCUUUUUCGUAUGACUUUGUUUGUUCCUUAUAAAUUUAACAAAAUUUGACCAGAUGGUCCUUGCAUGUUCAAAUUUUAGGGCUCAAGCUCAUGCGCUUCAUGUUACAGCUGAUCAGUUAACACUUAAAUUGGAAUACUUUGAUUGAUUUAUCUAUAUACAGGACAUGUAAUGUUCUCUGAUAUUUAUUAAUAUUACUUUAUUGGAAAGCACAGUCUAAUGAUCUAUUUAUUAACGUUGCUGAGAUGGAUAAAUAAGCAAAGCUCAACCAAAGGAUGACUAAAGCAGCAUUGCUUGUAAAUGGUUAGGAAGGAAAGUGGAAGAAAGUGUUAAAAUAUUAUGAUAAUUGUUGCUGAAUGCUCUUCCACAUAGAGCCAGGCUGCAAAACCAAAUAAGCAGGCUAGAUUGAACUCUACAACAGUUUCUAAAUCAGAGAGAAAAUAAUCAGUUAAUUAUCCAAAAUCCAUAAGAAAAGCAAAGAAACACAUAAUUAUUAUAGCCUUAAAGCUUAAUACCAAGUAAGAUGGCUUUACCAUCAGGAUUUUUUUAAUCAACUAUUAAAUAGAGUGAAGUAAAUUAUAGUCCUUGUGAAACUGCUUAUAACCUAUAUCCUGUCUUCAUUGUAUGUGACUGCUAGUCAGCUUUUUCCUCUGCUCCAUGCAGGUGAUAUUAGCUUGGCACAUGAUCUGUCAGCGGUCAGCGUGUUUUGGAUGUUUCUCUCUGUUCUGUACAGUCUCAAAAUAGCUCUUGUACUCUUGUAAAAUAUCAGAUUGCUGCGAUGUUUCUGUGCUGAUCCUUGCUUGAAAAUACUGAACCUGGUCUAUCUGUGUUUAUUUGUGUGUAUUUGUGUGUAGUGUGGCUGCGUUAUUAAUCUAUUGGUGCUUGUUUAUUUGUCCAGACACACAUUUGUCUCCAGAUCUUGUCUAUCUGUCCAUUUCUCUAACUUUCUGUCUGUCAUUGUGUUUGAUGUUCUCAGCAUAAGGGGAGGACAUUUAAUAAGAUGUCGUGUGGUAUUUGACAGACGGGAUUUGCAUCACUGUGUGCUUUUUAUACUAUAUUUCAUCACACUAUAUUGAUUGUGUUCAUUGUACAGUAUAUGCUGUUUAAUUGUGAGAAAGCUGUGAAUUACCAAAUGUUGGUACUGUUCAAUAAGUAUAUAGCCAUAUAACCAUUUAUCCACACACUGUGAUAUGGGAGAGCAGAAACAAAGAGAGAAAGCUUCAAAAGCUAAAAAAGGUUACUUUUUGGGAUAAGCCAUUAAUUUUGUUCAAGGCUGCUGAAUUGCGCAAACAUGUCAAUCAUUCAAUAAGUACUGCAAAUGCAGUUAGUUCUUCUGUUGCUAGAAUAUAUAUGAUUUAGUAAAAUUGAAUUUAUCAAAAUAUAAUCAAUAAUAUUAAUAAUGUACCUAUAAUUAAUUAAAAAUUAUAUCCAAAUUAUACCUGGAGAUUUCCAGUAUGAUGGAAUCAAUAUAAACAUUCAUUCAGCAGCCACUUUAAUAAGAAACCUUGUACCUGUACACCUACCUGCUCAUUCAUGCAAUUAUCCACUCAGCCAAUCAGAUGGCAGGACAGACUCACCGAAAUAAACAGAUGAAAACUGAUGACAUUGCUUUUUUUUCCCCAGUUUCAGUGAGCAUGUGCCUACUGCAUCUUUAAAUCCCUGUUCUUGGCUGACAGGAGUGAAACCUGAUGUGGUCCUCUUUUUCUGUAGCCCAUCUGCCUCAAGAUCUGACAUGCUGUGAAUUCCGAGGUGCUUUUCUACUUCUCAGUUGUAAAAAAUGCUUUUUUGAGUUAAUGUAGGCAUCCUGUAAGCUUGAACUAGCACAGCCAUUUUUUCUCUGGGCUCUCAUUAACAUGGCAUUUCUGCCUCCAGAACUGCUGCUCAUCAGAGUUUGAGAUGGCAUGAGAUCAGAUGUUUUCUUAAAUACUCAAACCAGCACAUCUGGCACCAAAACUAGUUCAUGGUUAAAUUAACAAAGAUCACAUUUUCCCAUUCUGAUGUUUAAUGUAAAAAUUAACUGACCCUUGUGAAUUGUAUUGGCAUAAAUGUAUGUAUUAUUCUGCUGCCACAAGCGUAGCUGAUUGGAUAACUGCAUAAAAGAGCAGGUGUUCCUAAUAAAGUGGUGAGUGUUUAUGCCUCAUCAGGCUAGUUCUAAACAAAUGGUUAGGUAACUAUUACUGGUAUUUAAUACCGUAUUAUUACUAAUAAUGGAUUAUACAUAAACUUGGUAAACACUGAAAUACUAGAUUAUUAGCAAAAAAUAAAGUAUAAGAGGUUAUUAGGUUAAAGAAAGCAUGUUUCAUACACAGACUAUUAAUUUUCCAAUUAUCUGUAGCAAGCCAUGAUUUUGUAUAGAACUAAAAUUAUGACAAAUCUCCACAAGUGUAAUGCAAAUUUUUUAACUUUUUUGAUUUGUAAUUGUGAUUUUCAGCAUUCUCACCCGACAUUAAAAGCAGUAUUGCUUUAGGUUGUUAGAAACAACAAUUGCGUGAUUGCACUUGCAAACAGUGGUUUAUGUUUUCAUUUCUUACCUAUAUUUGCAAAUUUUAUAGAUACCCGGCUGAGUACAUCUGCUCGACUCACAUGACUAGAUGCUCUCUGAUGGUCAAUUUUAUUUUUAUAUUUUUGUUUAAUUUGCAAAAUAUUUUGAUAUGCAAUCAUCGAUGUACUACUUCAAUAAUGACUGAAAUAUUAAAUUACAAAACCUGCUCUACAUAUUUGUGGAGUUUUGCCAGAAUUGAAUAUCAAUUUUACUUUAAUUGAACUUUUCACAACUUCAAUUUCGUAGUGAAAUUGUACCCAGUCCAGACGUUGUGUCUGAACUGUGUAGUGAGUCCAAACCAGGAACUACUGAAAUGUGAUGCAUCUUGAUGUGAUUGUAAAAAUAUAUAUAUAUAUUUUUUUUUUUUUUUUUUUUGAGGAAAAACUGCACAGUACACAUGCAGCCAUAUGUAUCACUACUCACUGUGAUGAGAAUCAGCAGCGAGAGGAAGAGGAAGCACCUUUUACGCCAUGCACCAUAUGCACCUCUCCAAGCAUUCUUUUCAUAUUCAGUAUUCAGUGGAUUUUAAUUUAUGCAUGACUGACUGAUGCAACAAACAGUUGCUGGGCUUUGCUGUUUUUUCUGAAACUAUUUUUCAUUGUACAACAAGCAGACAGAUGAACAGAUAGACAGACAGACAGACAGACAGACAGACAGGCAGACAGACAGAGAAGCAGGCAGGCAGAG
This is a messenger RNA of Tachysurus vachellii, 4392 nucleotides long. Its product is annotated as Kv channel-interacting protein 1-like. Gene Ontology annotation, molecular function: calcium ion binding; transmembrane transporter binding; potassium channel regulator activity. The coding region runs from base 145 to 792 and encodes 215 amino acids. The record is from RefSeq and is a predicted model, not a curated record. Lineage: Eukaryota; Metazoa; Chordata; Actinopteri; Siluriformes; Bagridae. The transcript is spliced from 9 exons. Gene Ontology annotation, biological process: regulation of potassium ion transmembrane transport. Gene Ontology annotation, cellular component: voltage-gated potassium channel complex.